Messenger RNA from Manis javanica (Malayan pangolin), 2729 nucleotides. It is a transcript of the gene RLIG1, whose product is annotated as RNA 5'-phosphate and 3'-OH ligase 1. Gene Ontology annotation, biological process: response to reactive oxygen species. The record is from RefSeq and is a predicted model, not a curated record. NCBI's taxonomy places the organism in Eukaryota, Metazoa, Chordata, Mammalia, Pholidota, Manidae. Gene Ontology annotation, molecular function: RNA ligase (ATP) activity.
GCUCUGCUUCCGGGCGUGCGUCCCGGUCCGUGGCUCGGUGUGUGGGGCGCGGGGACGCCUAACCUGCUGUCGGGCGCGGUUUGCAGGCGCCCUGUCAGGUCGCACGGCGUGUGGGGCCCACCAUGAGGCGCCUGGGUUCGGUGCAGCGGAAGAUGCCGUGCGUGUUUGUGACGGAGGUGAAAGAGGAGCCCGCCACCAAGAGGGACCACCAGCCAUUUAAAGUUUUGGCAACUGAAACUGUAAGUCACAGGGCAUUAGAUGCAGAUAUACACAGUGCAAUUCCAACGGAAAAAGUGGAUGGAACAUGUUGUUAUGUUACUACCUACAGAGGUCAGCCAUAUCUUUGGGCUCGGCUGGAUAGAAAGCCUAACAAACAAGCUGAGAAAAGAUUUAAACAUUUUCUAUGUUCGAAACAAAACUCAAAAGAAUUUUUUUGGAAUGUUGAGGAGGACUUCAAACCUGUUCCAGAGUGCUGGAUCCCAGCAAAGGAAAUAGAACAAUUAAAUGGGAAUCCCAUGCCUGAUGAAAAUGGACACAUUCCUGGUUGGGUACCAGUGGAGAAAACCAGUAAACAGUAUUGCUGGCAUUCCUCUGUAGUUAACUAUGAGUUUGAAAUCGCCCUGGUGCUGAAGCAUCAUCCUGAUGAGCCUGGUCUUCUGGAAAUUACUGCAGUGCCACUGUCUGAUCUCUUAGAACAAACACUGGAGCUUAUAGGAACAAAUGUUAACGGAAAUCCAUAUGGGUUAGGAAGCAAGAAGCAUCCGUUACAUCUUCUUAUACCACAUGGAGCAUUUCAAAUAAGAAAUCUACCUAGCUUGAAGCACAGUGAUCUGUUGUCCUGGUUUGAAGGUUGCAGAGAGGGUAAAAUUGAAGGAAUAGUAUGGCAUUGCAAUGAUGGCUGUUUAAUCAAGGUCCACCGCCAUCAUCUUGGUUUGUGCUGGCCAAUUCCAGAUACUUAUCUGAAUUCAAAACCAGUUAUAAUCAACAUGAACCUGAACAAAUAUGAUUAUGCCUUUGAUACUAAGUGUUUAUUUAAUUAUUUUUCAAAAAUAGAUAAUCAGAAAUUUAGUAGGCUGAAAGAUAUAAUACUUGAUGUAUAAACUGGAAAUGCCGUUAAAAACCAGCUUUAUUGUUAUAUUUGAAUCUUCAAUACCCCGCCAUGUUUAAAAGGUAAAAAUGGCUCAUGGUUCCUAAUUAUUCAGUGUCUAAUAUAGCAAUAUGUCUUCCAGCAUUUGAACAAAUGAAUUCCCCAAUUGCAAAUAUCUAUUCAAAAGUUUAUUUAGAAUCAACGAAUGAAUUUUACUUUGGUCUUGAAAAUAUAAUAGUAAGCUCUCCAGUUUGUACAAAGGGUGGAUUCUAUCUAUCAUAAGAGGGUAGGAAUUAAAAGACAACAAUUAAACCAACAAUUUUGGAUCAUUUAUUUUCAAAAUUAAAUAGUUAAAGCUGAAUUUAAUCUUAUAUAUUUAAUAAAACGUGGCUCAACUUCACAACAUACAUAUAAAUGAUUUGAGAAUCUUAACACAUAAAAAUAUGUAAGUAUAUAUAAAACUCCAAUUUUAAAAUCAUUAUUUACCCUCAUACCAAAAAACUUCAAACACAAACAUACAGAAAUGCAUCAUAGCUUAUUGCCUGUUUGAUAAACCAUAAAUUACUUUAAAAGUCUUCAAAAAUAUACUUUUCUAAUAUGUUAAAAAUAUCACAUAGUUUUAUGCACUUAAACUUCCACUUUAGGUAAAAGUACAAGGUAUUGGGAAGGAAAUGUAGCUCAGAGACUUGCUUGACUUCCAGGUGGAAUUUUAACUUAAAUAGUUAAUAAAUGGGGAAAUUAGUAGGACUUUCUUCUUCAUCUUCCAGCUGUUCAGAGCAGCAGCAGGACUAGUUAAUUCAACUCUAAACUGUUCAGAAAGUUUUUUCAACUUCUCUUCCAAGAGAAUAUUUUUUUUCACUUCUUUGUAAUAAUACUUCAGAUCUUCGAUUUCUUCAAAAAAUGAAGGAUCAGAAUUUUCCACUUCUUUCUUCAGCUUUUUUACUUCCUCCUAAUAGAAACAUACAAUCUUGAAAAACUGUGUCAAGGAAUAUAAUACAUUUUCUAGAUUUGAACGAAGGAGAUUUAGUUACAAACAUGAGAGCCAAAGUAACCUGAAUGGUCAAAUAUAAAGGCAGAAGUAUGUCCUUAAGAUUUUGUUCUUAAGGCCUCAUUGCACAGUAUAACUCACUUAACUUGUUAACUGUCAAAUCGAAUUAUUUGUUAGUUAUGUCCUAGUCUUUGACUAAAAUUUAUCAACUCUUAAAUUACAGGGGAUUGAAUCUUUCUUUAAGCAAGUACUCCCAAUGUGGCAACCAAAAAACUUGGCUAUUCACAAUAUUGAAGUUAUUUUGGUUAAAAUUCCUUGGUUUAUAUUUUCUUCACAAAUAUCUAAUUUUUAAUGAAUAAUGGUCAAAUUCUUAUAAAUAUAUUUAUGAUCAGGGAAACUGUAGGGCUUCUUCCUGGAAAAGAGGCAUCUGGUAAAGAGACAAUUUGAGCUUUAAUGACCACUUAGAAUGGUCACUAGUUAAUUCUCAAAUUUAUACACCUCUGUUUAUAGAUUCUUAGAUAAAAGAUAGCAAAUCUCUUUCUUUAAGGGAGCUAUUCCUGAAAAGUAUUUCAAAAUAAACACUGUUCUCAAUGUGAUUCCAAACUUACAAAAUGUUAAUGAGCUGUAUCUGUGACAAUUAAAAAAUAAAUUUAA